Ochlerotatus camptorhynchus is the source of this 597-nucleotide messenger RNA. RefSeq names its product general odorant-binding protein 66-like. Bases 19 to 552 code for a protein of 177 amino acids. NCBI's taxonomy places the organism in Eukaryota, Metazoa, Arthropoda, Insecta, Diptera, Culicidae. The transcript has 5 exons. The record is from RefSeq and is a predicted model, not a curated record.
AUUAAAAACCACUUCAAUAUGAACCGAUUUGCAUUCUACGCCCUGCUGGCUCUGAUGGCUGGAUUGGAUAAAGCACCUGUCCAGGCCGAGGAGUGCAUCGACGCCCAAAAGAACGCUGAAGAAAUCCAAAAAUGCUGCGACAUCCCCAGUCCACUUGAGAUGGAAAAGAUCCAAGCGUGCAAGGAAAAGUACGAGCAGGAACUAUCCCAGGACAUGCCGAAUAUGAUUGUGUGCAUCUUAGAGUGCCAUGCAACUGAGCUCGGGGUAAUCAACGGGGACACCUUAAACGAGGCCGAAUUGCUGAAAAUGGGUGAGCAAAUAGAGGAUCCGGUCAUCAGGGAAUUGGCCAUUCCCAUUAUGAAGGAAUGCGGCGCCUCUAGCUCAGAGAUGGUGAAGCAAUCUCAAGGACACAACUUUAAGUGUCCUCCGUUGGCGUACAUGCUGACCGAGUGCAUCAUGCAAGGAAUCUUCGCCAACUGUCCGGAUAGCCACUGGGCCAAAAACUCUCCCGUUUGCGACCAGAUCAAAGCAGGAGCUAAACCAUGCCAGUAAUGCGGAUGUUGUGGUCUGCUGAGUCUACGUGAUGGCAACGGAAAC